Megachile rotundata (alfalfa leafcutting bee) is the source of this 1555-nucleotide messenger RNA. Its product is annotated as phospholipid scramblase 2. Gene Ontology annotation, biological process: plasma membrane phospholipid scrambling. Gene Ontology annotation, molecular function: phospholipid scramblase activity. NCBI's taxonomy places the organism in Eukaryota, Metazoa, Arthropoda, Insecta, Hymenoptera, Megachilidae. The record is from RefSeq and is a predicted model, not a curated record. Gene Ontology annotation, cellular component: plasma membrane.
AUUGAAAAUUAUAACAAUUAUAAAAAUAAAGAUUGACAGAUAUUAAAAAUUAUAGUAAUAAUUAUUUAAAAAAGAUCUUUAUCUAACUAUGCUUCUGUACAUCAAAUUUUGUCAUCCUAGUCUGUAGAAUCACAUAAACAAACAGAUUCUAAUCAGUAUUUAUUUUGACUUUCAAUAAUCCCCGAUAUGUAUCUCCAUAAACAUACUCUUCAAUCGUGUCGAGUACCAAAGUGCGCUUUUACCAGUUUUAGGAGCCAAAACCUUGCUACAUUUUUAUUUCCAAAACGUCUAGUCUCAAUAGCAGAUGCAACGCGUCUUAUCGUUCACAUUAUCACCGAUAAGCGAUCGGUCAUUAUCAGACGAUAAGAGUAAAAGCGGGGAAUCGCUCGUCGAUCACGCGAGAACAAUAUACCGAAUUCCACCUGUUGGUCGACUGCUUAAAUCCCCCGAAAACACGGACGACGGUGAGAGCUUGAAACAAUAUCUUUGUGUGGUGACCCUCCUCGCUGAUCGAUCCGCGUAAAUUUGUUGAGACGUGGAAAUUAAUUACUUGGGCAAACUGACCGUAUUCGCGAAAAGAAUCGCUGGUACAAUGUGAAAUGUUAAUGGCAAUUCGAAAGGCGCGGAAAAAUGAACGUUAGUGCUCUCAAUCGUGAUACAUUUGGAACACCGACCGAUAAUUAUUCAGAAAGCAACAGUGCAGGCAAUGAAGUCAUAGAGAUGCAGCGGAACGAAUCACAGUCGUUGCCUCCCGUUUUUUCGCAUCCCACUGUUAUCACGGCGCAACCGGGAGAAGUUCAACAUCCAAGGAGACCAAUCCCUGUGAACACUCAGGACUGGGUAUCGACUACGAGGACGCAGAUAAAUGCACUCUCAGGAAGCCACUUUCUGGGAAACGUGGAACAAUUGGAAAUACAACAAAUCGUCGACUUGAGUACAUUACUUGGCAGAGCAGAUAAAGGAUUGCAGUACAGAAUCAAAGUACCGCAGGCUGAAACGCUGUUCCUAGCAAUGACAACGAAACCUGAAACUCAAUCGAGUUAUCCAAAAUGGAUCCGUGAUCACUGUAAGUUCAACGUCUUGGACCGAUGUGGUGAAUUAUCAUUUGUUAUGGAUAUAAAUUCUCGAUGGAGUCGCAUGCUUAGUAAGCUACGAAAGGUCACAGUAGUCAGCGCAAAUGUGAUCGGUACAGUAGAAGAAAAUUUCAGUAUACUCGGUCCAAGCUUCACGGUUUACGACGAGUCGAGAAAAGAACUUUGCAACAUAUACGGACCGAACGUUUGUGGUUGCUGCAUGUACGAAGAAGCGCAAUUCCAAGUAAUCUCUAUUGACGGUACUCAUCAAAUUGCAUCUCUGAUGCAUCAAUGGAACAACAAUAUUCAUGAUUAUACUCUAUUAGUUACGUUCCCUGCAGACACGAAUGUAAAAUUGAAAAGUUUGCUUCUGGCUGCAGCAUUUCUAAUGGAUUACAUGUAUUUUGUAAGAAGACCAUGAGUCUGAAGAAAACGAACCGUAUCUCGUCGAGGCGCAAUAAAAGAUUGAAGAAGAACGCUAC